Macrosiphum euphorbiae (potato aphid) is the source of this 222-nucleotide messenger RNA. NCBI's taxonomy places the organism in Eukaryota, Metazoa, Arthropoda, Insecta, Hemiptera, Aphididae. The record is from the annotation of a GenBank genome assembly.
AUGACCAUUGAUUAUGUUGAAUCUACUGAAUUUGCAAGUUCAUCAGCCAAAAAUGUAAAACCAAAGAUCCGUAUCAUAGAUCCUUUUGAAAUAAUGGAUCCUGAUAGAUACAAAAGGUGGAUGAUAAUUUGUUUUUCUGAUAUAAUAAGCAAACCUCAAACAAAUGGCCUAACAAACUUGGCAGUUGUAAAACCUUCUACAAGUGGACGAAAACCAUCUUAA